This is a messenger RNA of Diplodia corticola, 1197 nucleotides long. RefSeq lists its product as uncharacterized. The transcript has a single exon. Bases 1 to 1197 code for a protein of 398 amino acids. The record is from RefSeq and is a predicted model, not a curated record. NCBI's taxonomy places the organism in Eukaryota, Fungi, Ascomycota, Dothideomycetes, Botryosphaeriales, Botryosphaeriaceae.
AUGCCAAAGCCUCUCACAAUCACGCCUGCCCCGUUCAGGCCCUCCAAACUUUCCAUCCCCCCUUCCCCUUUCUCUCCCCGCCUGCCCCUGACUCCCCCAGCAUCGACGCCAAAGGAAGGCUCGUUGGUGCCGAACAGAAACAAGCGCGAGCUCUCGUCUCCUAGUACACCACCACCGUCUCCGCCGCUGAAGUGGAUCUGGCAAUGCCACGUCUGCCACCGGGCCUAUCUCCUCGGCAUGACCAGGCGGUGUCUGGACGAUGGCCACUACUUCUGCUCUGGUGUGACCACGGUCAAGACAUGGCGUGCCAGUGCCAACCCGAGGAAGGGCAGGAGGACGAAGAAGCACCGGGCGUGCGCUAGCGAGUUCGACUACGGGGGGUGGAAGGCGUUUGGAGAAUGGCGGCGCAACGAGGAGGCCAUCCGCCGCGCCUCCUUCGCUGACACGGUCGACUUCAGCACGAGCACCGGUGGUUUCUUGUCGCCCCGCCCGUCUGCGCAGAGCAAGGUCGCCCGCAACUGCUGGAACACCUGUGAUUUCCCCUCCGAAUGCCGCUGGGGCUCGCAGCACGGCGUCCAGGCCGCGUGCGCCGCGUCGCCGAUCCUGCCUUCUCCCCCCGACGAAGACACGGGCCCUCAAUCCAGCGAGGUCUCGGCCUCUACCCCCGACGCCAUCAAGCUCGACACCGCCUUGGCCACCAACGACACGCCGCCCACGACCUUCGAUGGCAUCCUCAACCACAGCCAAGAAGGGGAGCUUUCGCCAUUGUCGCCCAAGGAGCUGCGUGGCCGCUUCUGGGAUGGCAUCCUCGACUCGGCACGGCAGCGCAGGCUGAGCAAGUCCGGCAAGGCCCAUUCGCCACUCACACUCAACCCGGUCACGGAGAAGGACGAGCCGGUGUCGCCCAGCGACCUGGAUCGCGAGCAGCUCGCCUCUCCUGAACCUGCCGCCUUCGAUCAAAGCACACGCUCGAAGGGGUUAUUCGAGAUGUCGGAUCGGUGGACAUUGUCGGAGUCGGGACAGGAGCGUGGACAUGUCCAGAUCCCGGAGCCCGCGCUCGUCGUGAGCCACGGGUUCGACUUUGGGUUUGAGAUGGCAGACAACGGUAUGGAUGCGGGGAUUGAAGCAGGAAGGAGCGAUGCAAAGAGCCGGAAGAAAAGCAAGAAGGGGAAGAGAAAGUUGACAAAGAGGACGUAA